UUUCAACCUCCAAUUCGCUGGCCGGGCAGUCGUCACAGCUUCCUCCUUCCCCCUUUUCGUUACAGUUUGGUACACAACGAACAACCUGGAAGACGGGAAACUCACAACUGAAAUCGUCAACUCCCGUCCCGACCGACUGAAUCCGAGUCAGGCCCUGUCCGCUCCCUUGCUUCAAGUCCACUUUGCUUUCCUCACACCACAGUUGACCCUGCAGAAUAAUUCCCACCUGGCGACAGCACGCUGCCCGUCAUUUCUGUCCAUUGUCUAGCGACCCCAUCUUCAUCACUACUCACCACGCAGUCCACGCUAGCGUACUUUUUUUGCUGCUACAGUAAUUCGAGAACAUCCUCAACGUUUGGAGGUCAAUUGCCUUGGACCGUUCUGAGUUGUACAUCGCUACCUACUCUGUUCCGGCUUCUUCGCAACUCCAGUCCGACAUCUCAUCGCUCCUUGUUGCAUUCAGGCACCAUCACGUCCUGUCUACCUACUACAACGUCCAAGUUCACUUCCCGUAUAAGUCGGUAUCAUGUCGAACCUCUUUUCUGGAAUAAAUGCCCGCCUGAGAGGCACGGCAAACAAAACCACGUCAAACAAAACCCCCCCAAUCACCCGCCACCGACGAUGUUCACCAUCAUCAUAUGCCCUCACCCAGCAACAACUCCAUCUCCAGCCAGAGCUCAGCCAACCUGUCCUCCAAGCUACCGCCACUUCCUGCCUCACCCUCACUAUCUCAGUCAAUCGGUAUGAUGGGCACUGGUGAAGAGGCCCUCAACGCCUAUCAUCUUCCCAGGCCACUGCCACUGUGGCUGAACCCGACGGCCGCGAAGCACAUCGUCAAGGGCAACUUUAUGACACUCAGCGCUAGGCCCAAGACGGUGGAGCAGGGCGAGUGGAUUGCUCAUCAAGUGGUUGAGCAUUACCGCAACUUGUGGAACUUUGUCAGAGUUGUAUACGAAAAGGAAGAGGAUGGAAAGUCGAUUUGCAACUCCAUUACCUGCCCCAGGAUGUCCGCUGGAACGAACCACUCGUACACGUGGCUAAACAGCCGCUUUGAGCCCAUUGAGCUCCCAGCAUAUGAGUACAUUACUCUGAUGCAGCGGUGGAUUUCGGGCAAGAUUGACGAUACCAAGAUGUUCCCCACCGAGGCGUCGGGGGUUUCGUUUGCGCAUAACCCUCAGAUUACCACAACGGCACUUUUGACGGGUCCUGACGACUGGAUCGGCAAGCGCAGCGGAUUCCCCAAGGAGUUUUUCAACAUUUGCCAGACCAUCUUCCUCCAGAUGUUCCGCGUCUACGCUCACCUUUACUGGGCCCACUUUACGGAGCCCUUCUACCAUUUGAACUUGGAGAAGCAACUCAACAGCUGUUUCAGCCAUUUUGUGCUGACAGCGACCGCCCUCGAUAUGCUCAAGCCGGCCGAGCUUGAGCCAAUGCAGCCUUUGAUUGAUCUCUGGGCCGCCAAUGGUACCUUUCCACCGGAAUCGAAGGCUUAUGAGUACGCCAACUUGAAGGUUGGCACUCGCCUGAUGCAGAUGGCAGGCCUGGCUUAAUUACAGGAGCAUGAAGAAAACAAGGGGAUGUUAUGGGGAAAAACAGAGCAUAUCAUGAUGAGGCUUGUCAACAUGUGGAGUAUCCUGAUCUAUCUCGGUUAUGUUGGGUUACUCUAGAGGAUAGAUAAUGGCCAUGUGUACAUUGAACGGGAGUUAGAUGUGGCAGGCCAGAAAAGCGAUGGAUGAGGAGACUAAUACCAAGACGAAAAGUAUCACUAUAUAUAUCUGGGCGUUUGCUGAAGGAAAAUGGCUUGUCCUUACUGGGAUGCUGACUCGAGAGGGCAAGGGGCAGUUAGAUCUCUUAGUCGCUUGAGUGUUCGAAAGAAGGUUGAGAAGUGAUGGCUCAUUUAUCAUGGAUCUGAAUGGCGUUGAAAGGGAAAUGCCAGAUCUCUACAAUACAACACCCUUCAAGAUAUCCAAA
This is a messenger RNA of Neurospora crassa OR74A, 1971 nucleotides long. RefSeq names its product protein kinase activator (gene mob-2b). Gene Ontology annotation, molecular function: protein kinase activator activity. Gene Ontology annotation, cellular component: cytoplasm; nucleus. Gene Ontology annotation, biological process: positive regulation of protein phosphorylation; signal transduction; cell division. Bases 639 to 1550 code for a protein of 303 amino acids. The record is from RefSeq and is a predicted model, not a curated record. The transcript has 4 exons. NCBI's taxonomy places the organism in Eukaryota, Fungi, Ascomycota, Sordariomycetes, Sordariales, Sordariaceae.